This is a messenger RNA of Malaya genurostris, 5280 nucleotides long. RefSeq lists its product as uncharacterized. Gene Ontology annotation, biological process: DNA integration. Gene Ontology annotation, molecular function: nucleic acid binding; zinc ion binding. Lineage: Eukaryota; Metazoa; Arthropoda; Insecta; Diptera; Culicidae. The record is from RefSeq and is a predicted model, not a curated record. Bases 1 to 5280 code for a protein of 1759 amino acids. The transcript has a single exon.
AUGCCAUCGACGACAUCAGCAUCAUCAACAAAAAAGAUUGCUUCCCUGAAGGCACUACAUACGAAGCUUAAGGGAUUGCAAACGUCUCUGAACAACAUCGUGAAAUUCACCCAGUCCUGUGAUGAAUCUACAACGGCUAGUCAAGUGGCAGUUCGUCUUGAACGAUUAGAUGAACUUUGGGAGAAAAUAGGGAAUACAAUCUAUGAGAUCGAGUCGCAUGAUGAUUUCGAAGCAGGAGAAGAGGCCUUUUCCAAAGAACGUAUCAAUUUUGAAGAUCGCUACUACGAUACGAAAUCCUUUUUGGUAGAUAAGGCGAAGGAGCUUCAGGAUAGUCCCUCCUUGGAGCAGUCUAUUAGGCAGGUCGACACAACACUUCAAACACCAAUGGAUCACGUUCGCCUUCCGCAGAUCAAAUUGCAAACAUUCAACGGCAAUAUUGAUGAAUGGCUCAGUUUCAGGGAUUUAUUCACGUCAUUAAUCCAUUGGAAAACUGAGCUACCUGAAGUAGAGAAGUUUCAUUAUCUCAAGGGAUGUCUUGAAGGAGAAGCCAGAGCGUUGAUCGAUCCAUUAAAAAUAACAAAAGGAAAUUAUCAAAUAGCUUGGGAGGUAUUGAUCAAGCGCUACAAUAAUAGUAAACUUUUGAAAAAGCGACAAGUACAUGCUCUCUUCAAACUACCUGUUUUGGUCAAGGAAUCAGCAUCAGAAUUACACAAAUUGCUAGAGGGUUUUGAUAGAAUAGUGCAAACUCUAGAUCAAAUAGUACAACCCGCGGAUUAUAAGGACCUACUACUUUUGGAUGUACUUAGUUCUAGAUUGGAUCCAUACACACGACGCGGAUGGGAGGAGCAGUCCUCAAACAAGGAACAAGACACUUUAAAGGACUUGACAGAUUUUCUUCAGAGAAGAAUUCGGAUUCUUGAAUCACUUCCAACAAGGUCAUCGGAAAAUAAGUAUGAUGCAGCAUUGGCAAAGAAGAAAGCAUUCACGGUCCGCUCCAGUCAUAGCUCUGUGCAAUCAUCCACUGGAAAAUGCAGUGUCUGCUCGGAAAUGCAUUGGUUGUAUUUAUGUCCAUCAUUCCAGGGCAUGUCAGUUGCAAGCAGGGAGUCACAUAUUCGCUCACAGUCCCUUUGCCGAAAUUGCUUCAAGAAAGGUCAUCAAGCAAAGGAUUGCGCAUCGAAGUUUUCUUGUAAAAAAUGCAAGGGUCGGCAUCAUACCAUGGUUUGUUUCAAACCGAAUGACGAAAAUCAUGUUAAGAACACUUCUGGCGAAGGAGAAGCCUCUACCAGCAAACGAAACACAACGGUGAUUAAUGUAGCGGCUACUGACACAGUAAUUUCCAAUAUGGCACAAAACCGUACCACCAAGGUCCUACUCGCAACAGCAAUAGUACUCGUUGAAGAUGAUAAUGCAGUAUGCCAUCCAGCACGGGCCCUGCUGGACUCUGGGUCGGAAUGUAACUUCAUCUCUGAAAGAAUGUGCCAGCAGAUGAGCACCUCUAAGGAAGGUGUUGAUAUUUCUGUUCUAGGAAUCGGUCAAGUAUCUACCAGAGUGAGACAUAGGAUCCAAGCAUUAAUCAGAUCACGUAACUCAUCAUUUACCUGUGAUAUGAGUUUCUUAGUUUUACCCAAGGUUACUGCUAGUUUACCAACCGCUUCGAUUUCAACAGCAGGAUGGAAUAUUCCUGAAAAUAUUCAGCUGGCGGAUCCUGAGUUUUUUCGUUCGAAUCAUGUGGAUCUUAUAUUCGGAAUACAGUCCUUCUUCAGUUUUUUUCGGUCAGGCAAGGCGAUUCCUUUAGGUGAUGGUUUACCUUUACUCACCGAAUCGGUUUUCGGUUGGGUAAUCUCAGGAGGAAUAUCAUCAACGGCUCAAUCAUCACAAAUAUCGUGUAACAUGGUGGUAUCGGAUCAUUUGGAGGAGAUAAUGGAACGAUUUUGGUCCUGCGAGGCUGUGAGAGAAAAUCGUAAUUACUCCCCGGAAGAAGCACGAUGUGAGGAGCUGUUUGAACGCACGGUUCAACGUGGAGCAGAUGGACGUUAUACGGUAACACUCCCAAGGAAAGACGAUAUUGAAUCGAAUUUAGGAGAUUCAAGGGAUAUCGCCUUGCAGCGGUUCUACGGUUUGGAAAGAAGAUUAUCAAGAGAUCACAAGCUUAAGCAGCAAUAUUGUGAGUUCAUGACUGAGUAUUUGGAACUUGGUCAUAUGCGGAAGGUGACAAACAAUACAGCUCUCAAACGAUGUUUUUUACCGCAUCAUCCUGUUUUGAAAGAGGCCAGCACCACUACAAAGGUUAGGGUGGUGUUUGACGCCUCUUGUAAAACGUCUACAGGCAUUUCACUCAACGACGCUCUAUUGGCAGGGCCAGUAGUUCAACAGGAUCUUCGCUCUAUUGUGUUGCGCUGCAGAACAAGACAAAUAAUGCUAGUCGCGGACGUGGAGAAAAUGUUUCGGCAAAUUAAAAUGGACCCAGGUGAUACUCCUCUACAAAGCAUUUUUUGGCGGUUCGGUACGGAGGGAGAAGUAGAGACAUACGAACUAACAACCGUAACGUACGGUACGAAGCCGGCGCCGUUCUUAGCAACUAGAACGCUUAGGCAACUAGCACUCGAUGAAGCAAGUCAUUUCCCACUCGCAGCAAAGGUGUUAGAAGAAGAUGUCUAUAUGGACGAUGUUAUCACUGGAACCGACGAAGUCCAAACAGCAGUUGAGUUGAGAGAGCAACUAGACGAGAUGAUGCGUAGCGGAGGUUUUAGGUUACGGAAAUGGGCAUCAAACAAUCCGGCGGUUCUACAGGGUGUUACGCGAGAAAAUUUAGCCCUGCCAGACAUAAAUGAAAUCAGCUGGGAUCAAGACCAAAUGGUAAAGGCAUUGGGAUUGACUUGGCUACCUAAGGCGGAUAUUCUUCGAUUUCGUUUCAACAUUCCAGUGCUACUAGCAGAUCAAGUUUUAACGAAACGUAAAGUACUUUCAAUAAUAGCGUCGCUCUUUGAUCCAUUGGGACUUAUCGGAGCAACCAUUACGAUCGCGAAAAUUUUCAUGCAGCGUCUGUGGAGUAUGCGAGACGCGCAAGGUAAUGCCAUCGAUUGGGAUUCCCCACUACCUGAAACGGUAGGUGAGGAGUGGCGAAAUUUUCAGCAACAACUGCCUUUAUUGAACGACCUGCGGAUAAAACGGUGUAUUGUCGCACCAAGGACAGUCUCGACGCAAAUUCAUUGCUUUUCCGAUGCAUCUGAACGAGCUUAUGGUGCUUGUGUUUAUUUAAGAACGGUGAUGGACAGCGGUGCAGUUACCGUGCAGCUUUUAACAUCUAAUUCAAGAGUGGCACCGUUGAAGACACAGUCAUUACCACGAUUGGAGCUGUGUGGUGCGCUACUUGCAGCAGAACUGUGUGAAAGGGUGAAGCAGUCUAUUGGAUCACAGAAUGAAAUACAUUUUUGGGCAGACUCUACUUGCGUACUGCAGUGGCUCAAAGCCGCUCCUAAUACAUGGACGACAUUUGUGGCAAAUAGGAUCUCUAAAACUCAGACAAUUACAGAGCACCAGGUAUGGCAUCAUGUACCAGGAGUCAGUAAUCCGGCAGAUCUAAUCUCGCGCGGAGUCCAGGCAGGUGAUAUUGGUAAUAACAGCAUGUGGUGGGAAGGACCGAGUUGGUUAAAGGAAUCGACAGAUAAAUGGCCUCGAUCUUUGGACAUUUUCAUGGAUGAUGUUCCGGAACGACGUCGGGUUGCAGUAACGAGUACGACGGCUGAUCACCAAAGUUUCAUAAGGGCAUACAUCUCCAAGUUCUCUUCUUAUACAAAAUUGCUUAGAUCAACGGUGUACUGGUUGCGAUUAAUGAGAAUAUUGCGGAAGACAAGUAAAUUGGAAGCGAUGGAUUUUAUAACCACGUCAGAAUUAAGAUCAGCAGAGGUAGUUAUCGUGCGAAAGGCUCAACAAGAUAUGUUUCCAGAAGAAUUAAAGAAUUUGCUUUGCGGUAAACCGGUUGCUCGGAAUUCACCGUUGAGGUGGUACAAUCCCAACAUUGCGAAAAAUGGAAUAUUACGUGUAGGAGGCAGAUUGACUCAUUCGAAAGAAACGCUAGAGGUGAAACAUCCCAUGGUAUUAUCGGCCAGGCACCCAUUGACAGCAAUGUUACUACAACACUAUCACCAUAUAUUAUUGCACGCAGGUCCUCAGCUGCUUUUGAGCACAGUACGCUUACGUUUUUGGCCGUUAGGUGGGCGAAGUCUUGCGAGAAAAUUUAUACAUCAGUGUCAUCGCUGUUUUAGAUCCAAGCCAAAAUCUAUCAAACAGCAAAUGGGUGACUUACCGCCAUCCCGAGUAACCGUUUCGAGACCGUUUUCUAAAUGUGGAGUGGAUUAUUUUGGACCCGUAUUCACGCGAGCAGGUCGUCGGCGAGUCGCAAUAAAAUCAUACGUAGCCGUUUUUGUGUGCAUGUGUACAAAGGCCGUACACAUGGGACAUGUCACGGACUUAUCGACUGAACGGUUUCUUCAGGCACUCCGGAGAUUCUUCGCCAGGCGAGGAAGAUCAUCGGAUAUGUAUUCCGACAAUGGUACGAAUUUUGUAGGAGCUAGAAACCAGAUACAGGAACUUUUCACUCUGUUGAAAGACCCAGCCCAUCAUCAAGCAGUAUCGAAGGAAUGUGCAACGAAUGGCUUACAAUGGCAUUUUAACCCACCAAGUGCCCCACACUUCGGGGGACUAUGGGAGGCUGCAGUUCGUUCGGCGAAGUAUCACUUGCUUCGUGUUCUCGGUGGGAAUCCGGUAUCGGUUGAGGAUUUUACUACGUUGCUGACACAGGUGGAAGCGUGUCUCAAUUCGAGGCCACUGAUAGCAAUAACCGAUGAUCCUGAAGAUCUCGAACCAUUAACUCCUGCACAUUUCCUAAUUGGUGCAUCACUACAAGCCAUUCCAGACCCAGACUAUGAUACUGUUCCAUUGAGUCGGUUAAAUCGGUGGCAGUUGGUUCAAGGUCAAUUGCAGAAUUUUUGGAAACGCUGGAGAAUGGAAUAUCUGUCACAACUACAAAGGCGAACUAAACACUGGGAACCGGCCGUGAAGGUGGAUGUGAAUAGACUGGUUGUUAUUGCAGAUACAAACCAACCGCCAAUGCGAUGGAAACUUGGACGGAUUGUUGAGUUACAUCCAGGGAAGGAUGGUGUCGUACGAGUUGUCACUGUCAAAACAGCCACAGGAAGUCUGACCCGACCAGUUGAAAAACUAUGUCUAUUACCAAACACCGAAGAAGCUGCAGGAGAAGAAAGUUGCCAAAAUCAGUGA